This is a messenger RNA of Pleurotus ostreatus (oyster mushroom), 1311 nucleotides long. RefSeq lists its product as uncharacterized. The record is from RefSeq and is a predicted model, not a curated record. The transcript has 9 exons. The coding region runs from base 1 to 1311 and encodes 436 amino acids. Lineage: Eukaryota; Fungi; Basidiomycota; Agaricomycetes; Agaricales; Pleurotaceae.
AUGUCCACCGCCAGCAACCUAGUACGGAACUCCCAAGUCGCCCGUGGGGCACUGCGCGGUCCACAGCGCAUAGCGGCGAAGCGAAGCUCGCGGUCAAUGCACACAGCAGUGACCCGACGAAUCCCAGCGACACUCUCAGCGCCCUCGCAUGCGCAUCUGGUGCCGGAUGCGCACCAAGGGGCAGUGACAAGGUUUCGCAGAUGCGUCGCAACGUCUUCAAAGAAAGCCUCCCAAAAGCCAAAAUUCACCUUUCGCGCGAAUACAUCGAGACGGAAUCCGCCAUACUCGACCCAGAUAGACUCAGUGGCGCCGACCGCUAGCACAUCUCAUGUCCCGCUAUUUCCGCAUCCUUAUACCUUUCAUAUCGGCGCAAGCUGGGCUGGCAAGCCGGCCGCGGCGGAUUCGAUGAUCAAGGUACCUUUUCCUCCAGAUAGUAUCAUUGGGAAAUGGAGGGACACUACGCUUUCAUGGCCAAAGUCAUCCGGAUCAAAGGAUGCUGGGGAGGACUUCUUUUUCAUACAAGAGUUCUCGGAGGGCGUUGCGUUCGGUGUAGCUGACGGUGUGGGAGGUUGGGUUGACUCUGGCGUUGACCCGUCUUUGUUCUCGCAAGCAUUGAUGUACCAUGCACACCGUUAUGCGCGGAAUGCGUGGGCAGGUGAACCAGAGGUAGAUCCCACACUCGACUAUGAAGAACGGGAACAGAUCGAGGGAUGGGAGAUGACACCGAUAGAGUGCUUGGAUCUGGCCUACGGUGGCGUGCUGCGCGAGCGGUUUGUGAACGCCGGUUCCAGCACUGCCUGCUUGGUUACUCUGAACGCGUCCUCUGGUUUGCUUCGAUCCGCUAAUCUUGGUGACAGCGGAUUCUCAAUCAUCCGCUCUUCCAACGUCAUCUAUAAACAACCGGUGCAAACGCACUUCUUCAACUGCCCCAAGCAGCUGACCAAAAUGCCAUCAGGUUCUCGCAAGCGCUUUACGCGGGCUUGCGUAGACUCUCCCCGAGAAGCAGAGACGUAUCAAACUCGGCUUCGCGACGGGGAUAUUGUCAUCGCAUACACGGACGGGCUUGCUGAUAAUGUCUUCCCAUCUGAGAUGUCUACGAUUUGCUCCCUAGUAGCGCGCUCGGGAGGAAGUGAGGACGAGCAAGUGCAGGCCAUGGCUGAUAGGAUCGUCGACUACGCGAGGAAGUGCAUGAAGAAUAAAACUCGUGUGAGCCCGUUCGAGAGAGAAGCUGCUAGACAAGGAAUAUUCUUCCAAGGAGGGAAACCUGACGACGUCACCGUCGUUGUUGCCCUCGUUAGAGAGACUUCAUGA